Mya arenaria is the source of this 1146-nucleotide messenger RNA. RefSeq lists its product as uncharacterized. Lineage: Eukaryota; Metazoa; Mollusca; Bivalvia; Myida; Myidae. The record is from RefSeq and is a predicted model, not a curated record. The transcript is spliced from 4 exons. Gene Ontology annotation, cellular component: cytoplasm. Gene Ontology annotation, molecular function: nucleic acid binding; 3'-5'-DNA exonuclease activity. Bases 1 to 1146 code for a protein of 381 amino acids. Gene Ontology annotation, biological process: DNA catabolic process.
AUGGAUGAAGAGAGAGAGAGAGAGAGAGAGAGACGUAAAGAAACAGAAAAACGAGGCAGGGCAUGGAUAGAUCAGGAGUCUCAGAUCAGUGCGAUAUUUGCUGAACUCAAUCUGCCUGGAAUCAGUAAGACCGCACUGAAGGCCCGCGAGCGAGAGAUCGGACCAUCUAUUGAAAGAGUGGCCGAAAUCUCGUGCACCACCGCUAUUCAACAGGAGAUGAAGUUGCUUCAAGCAGUUAACAACAUCCCAACCUGGUGUACGUCUCUAAGGGACGAGAAUUACCGACAGGCGCACAUACUGCAGGGUACCGAAUUGAGAAAAGAUUUCCAGAACGUGAUACACGGGUACACAAAUGAGAGUAUGUUGGAAAUUCUAGCCCAUGUGCAAAGUACUAACGCCAACGAGAACAUGAAUCACAUGGUUGCAAGGAAGGCGCCAAAGACUGUCACGUAUUCAGAGUCAGAGAGCCUCGACUUCCGGGUGUCCGCUGCGGUAUUAUACCAGCACUGUAAAGAAGUGACGAGCGUGGCAGCCAGCGAAGCACUUCUUGCCUUCAAACGCUGGCUUGAGGCAUUUGGAAGUCAUAUUUUGCUUGUGGCACACAAUGUCAUGUUUGACGCAAGACUGUUAGUAGCAAAAUAUCAAGAAGAAGGAAUAACUGUCCCAAAAACUAUAGGCUUCGCAGACAGUCUGCGUUUAUUUAGAACAGUUUACCCCGGGAGACAGAAUUACCGCCUGGCAAGUUUAGUUCACGAUAUUGCAGGUGUAGACUUCGGAGCUCAUGAUGUCUCUGAAGACGUGUACGCGCUUUCUUCAAUUCUCCAGUUGCAAACAAACCUAGAUAAACUGUCGAAUUGUGCUACUACUGUGUCAUCCGUGAAAUUCAAACUUCAGGAAUUAAACAACGAAAAAAUAUACAAGGGAUCAUAUACAACUUUUGUUGAGUCAAAAAUAAUAUCAAAAGCACAGGCCACGCGCCUAUCUAGGAGUGGAAUUUCAAUAGAACACUUGAAAAAAGUAUAUUCAAGAUCGGGCCUAGAUGGUAUGCAGGCUGUAUUGAAAGAUCGGGGCGCAGGGAAAUUUUACACAAAAGUGGCAUCAGCGCUUGAUGCAGUUUUUAGCGAGAAUAAAAUUAAUUUAAAUUAG